Schistosoma margrebowiei is the source of this 246-nucleotide messenger RNA. The record is from the annotation of a GenBank genome assembly. Lineage: Eukaryota; Metazoa; Platyhelminthes; Trematoda; Strigeidida; Schistosomatidae.
AUGAUCUUAGGGAAAAUCAUUCAGAAUAUUAGCAGGAGAUAUGCAGCAUACAUGAAAGAAGUUUCGUCAUCAUCAUCAUCAUCAUCAUCAUCAUCAUCAUCAUCAUCAUCAUCAUCAUCAUCAUCAUCAUCAUCAUCAUCAUCAUCAUCAUCAUCAUCAUCAUCAUCAUCAUCAUCAUCAUCAUCAUCAUCAUCAUCAUCAUCAUCAUCAUCAUCAUCAUCAUUUCAAAGCAGAUUACAAAGUUGA